Adineta steineri is the source of this 461-nucleotide messenger RNA. The record is from the annotation of a GenBank genome assembly. NCBI's taxonomy places the organism in Eukaryota, Metazoa, Rotifera, Eurotatoria, Adinetida, Adinetidae.
AUGGGAGGUCGUAAUGCUCGCGCUCAAAAAAAUGAUAUCGCCAAUUAUGGCGCCGGUUACAAUUCUUCCAAUGGUUACGGGGAGAUCGAAAAUUAUGGUUCAGUUUAUCAACCAGGAGGAGGAGGUUAUCCAAUAGGCUAUGGUUUUACCGACGGACCAUUCGUUACAUCGGUGAAACCUCCUCUGGGUGGCCUUGGUAGCCUUGGUGGAUAUGGUAGUUUAUAUCCAGCAGGCUUUAAUCCAGCAAUUCAAGGUGGUUUUGGUGGACCUAAAAUCCGUCAAAUUUGUGUACCUAAUCAUAUAGUCGGAGUCUUCCAAAACUUACUUCAACAAGGUGGAUGUGUCGGUGCACCACAAAUGAUGCCUCAACAACACUGUGCUCCGCAACCAAUGAUGCCUCAACAACAUUGUGCACCACCACCGAUGAUGCCACAAAUGCCUUGUGCUCCACCACCGAUGAU